CAUUUUUUGAUAGUAUAAUAGGAGACUAAACAAACACACCGAAGUACCCCAGGAUAACAAUCAAAUUUGCCUUCAAAUUCUUGCAUUACUUGACCGAGAAAUGCAACGUUAAUACAUUAUUUGUCUGUCUGAGCUUUCAGCCACCAGAUAAAACAAAACGACAACCAAAAAAGAAAAAUAAACCAAUGGAGUAUAUCCUUGUUAGAUAGCAAACACUUUCAAAUAACCAAAAUCCAAACAGCAUGACUAGUGUCAAGUGUGUAUAUGCUUCCAAUAACCCUGGCUCCUAGUUCAUGCUUUUCUUCCCCUUUUAAUUAUCAUCGAAAAUUCAAAUCAGAGCUGUGUUUUAACUGUGAUUGAUCAGAUCAAAUUACUCGUUACCCUCACGGAUUACUUAUGAAAGUUGUGGUCUUUUGUUGACCAAAUCUUGGGCACAAAACUGAAAACUAACUCAUUUCUGCAGUCCAGGUGUUUUUCAAAAGACUAUGGUAAUGGAAAUUGUGGUCUCCGUGGUGUUGCUGUUAGUGGGUAUAGCUGUUUUGGUGUUCAUUCAUGUUUGUAUAGUUGGGAGAGCUUUCGGUAACAGAAAUGGCAUCAAUGGUGCAAUUUUUAAUCCAAGAAGUGUGAAUAGAAGUAUGUCACAAGAGGACAUAAAGAAAUUGCCCUGUUUUGAUUACAAAGUGGAAGGUGUGAGAGAGAGUACAAGCCCAGUGGAUUGUGCUGUGUGUUUAGAGAAUUUUAAGGUGCUUGUCCAAUUUGUAGAGCAAGUGCUAAAUCGCCAGUGGAAACAGAGGAACAAAGCAAUAAUGCUAGUGAAGUUGCACUUGAAAUGACUUAAAGGUAACAAUAAUUUUUUUUUUUUUUGAAGUAGGGACUGGGGAGUGGGUAGUAUAUUUUGAUUUACUCCCUCCGUUCACUUUUAUUGUUCACUUUAAACUUUUCAUAUUGUUUAAGAAAUAAUAAAUUGAGUACAUAAUUUAUCAAUGUAUCCAUAUUAAUUGAUGCAUAUUUUUAUUGAAUUUGAAAAAUGAUUUGAAGUGAAUAAUUAAUACUAUAAGUAAACAAAAAAAAUAAAUUACUUUCUCUUGAUAUGCUAAAAGUGAUAAGUAAAAGUGAAAAUUUAUUUUUAAAAUACUGAACAAAUAAAAGUGAACGGAGGGAGUACAUUAUAAAUUGUGGGGAAAGAGAAAAGGAUGAGAAGUUCUGUUUCAGAUAGGAGUAUUUGAUUGCUAGUGUUGAUUCCUUUCUAUAGCCAUGUAUUCUUUUUUAGUUUUUCUUUAUCCAAUUGUAAGCAUUUGGUUCAUUGUAAUUAAUGUUACCUUGUUGUCAAGUAUCCAAUUUCUUUUGUUCUGCUC
Messenger RNA from Lycium ferocissimum, 1355 nucleotides. RefSeq lists its product as uncharacterized. The coding region runs from base 486 to 833 and encodes 115 amino acids. The record is from RefSeq and is a predicted model, not a curated record. NCBI's taxonomy places the organism in Eukaryota, Viridiplantae, Streptophyta, Magnoliopsida, Solanales, Solanaceae. The transcript has 2 exons.